Molecule: messenger RNA, 1340 nt
Organism: Theobroma cacao (cacao)
Lineage: Eukaryota; Viridiplantae; Streptophyta; Magnoliopsida; Malvales; Malvaceae
Product: protein SRG1-like
Source: RefSeq, a predicted model, not a curated record
AUAAUCAGAUAGAUAGGAUUCGUUGCUAUCCAAGCCUCUGCUCUAAAAUAUUCAAAACAAGAGGAGUGCUUAUCCUUUUGUUCUAGCAGAAAAUUGAUAUGGAUCCCAAAGUUAUCAAGUAUGGAAGUUCCUUGCUUGUGCCUUCUGUUCAAGAGUUGGCCAAAAAGUCUAUCGCCACCAUUCCACCGAGGUACUUACGUCCUGACCUGGAGAAACCAAUUGUUUCCGACGCCAGUUUGAUGUCUGAGAUCCCGGUUAUCGACAUGGAAGGCUUGGUUUCUAAAGAGUCAAUGGAUUCUGAGUUAGCCAAGCUCGACUUUGCUUGCAAAGAAUGGGGUUUUUUUCAGCUAAUAAUUCAUGGAAUGAGUUUAUCUCUAGUGGAGAAAGUGAAGACAGAGAUUCAAGACUUCUUCAACCUCCCUAUGGAAGAGAAGAAAAAGUACUGGCAGAAUCCAGGAGAAGUAGAAGGAUUUGGGCAAGCCUUUGUUGUAUCAGAUGAGCAAAAGCUUGGUUGGAAUGACAUGUUCUUCUUGACCACCCUCCCUGUCUAUUCCAGGAAGCCCCACUUAUUUCCCAAGCUCCCUCUUCCUUUCAGAGAAACAUUGAAUCAAUACUCUUUGGAGUUGGAAAAACUAGCCAUGGCUAUCCUACUACAAAUAGCAAAGGCUAUUAAUAUGAACAUUGAGGAAAUGAGAGAGUUCUUUGAAGGUGGAUUGCAGGCAAUGAGAAUGAACUAUUAUCCUCCAUGUGGUGAACCGGAGCAGGUAAUUGGCGCUGCUCCUCAUUCUGAUGCCUCGGCUCUCACCAUCCUGCUUCAGGUCAAUGAAGUAGAAGGUCUCCAGGUAAAGAAAGAUGGGAAAUGGGUUCCUGUCAAGCCCCUCCCCAAUUCUUUCAUUGUCAACAUCGGAGACGCUUUAGAGGUUAUUACCAAUGGAGCCUACUGUAGCAUUGAGCAUCGAGCAACAGUGAAUUCUGAAAAAGAAAGACUCUCGAUUGCCACAUUCUGCAACCCCAACUAUAAUGGAGAAGUAGGGCCUGCACCAAGCUUGAUCUCUGAAGGAAAACAGGCAUUGUUUAGGAGAGUUCGAGUAGAAGACUAUUUGAAAGCCCUAUUUGCUCGUCAGCGUCAUGAAAUAUCUAAUCUUGAUUCAAUGAGAAUAUAGCAUUUUGGAUGUCAAAAUGUUGUCCCUUUGGAUUAUAUAUAGUACUAUGAUAUAAGAUAUGCAUUGGCCUUGGACAACUAGGAUAAGUCCCUUCUUCUUUGGCCCUCCUUGGAUUGCAAUAGGCACAAUUCAUGUACAAGGUUUAGGAGUUUUAAUAAUGAAUUUAUAUUUGAUGCA